Messenger RNA from Aptenodytes forsteri (emperor penguin), 3023 nucleotides. RefSeq names its product nudix hydrolase 12 (gene NUDT12). Gene Ontology annotation, biological process: NAD+ catabolic process; NADP+ catabolic process. Gene Ontology annotation, molecular function: NADH pyrophosphatase activity; metal ion binding; protein binding. Gene Ontology annotation, cellular component: cytosol. Lineage: Eukaryota; Metazoa; Chordata; Aves; Sphenisciformes; Spheniscidae. The record is from RefSeq and is a predicted model, not a curated record. Bases 49 to 1353 code for a protein of 434 amino acids. The transcript is spliced from 8 exons.
UCGCAAGGUUGCCCCCGUUUUGGGUCCGGUGGAGAGAAUGUUGACACAAUGACAGACUUUGAAAAGACCCUCCGUCGGGACAUGAUUUCUCAGCUGCAUAAUUUUGCUGCUGUUGGAGAUGCAGCCAAACUGAAAGCAUUGCUCAGUCGUUCUCCGUCACUUAUCAAUGCAGCUGCAGAUAACGGCUGGACAGCCCUGAUGUAUGGUGCCAGAAAUGGACACCUUGAUGUUGUGCAGAUUCUUCUUGAAGAAGGGUGUGACAGGUCCAUCAUUAAUAAAUCAAGGCAGACAGCUCUGGACAUUGCUAAGUUUUGGGGGUACAAUCACAUAGCUAAUUUGUUGGCUAAUGUGAAAGGUGGGCAGAGGCCUAAUUUUCUGUCAAAUGAAGUGAAAGAAUAUGAAAAUUAUUUUGGCUUGACACUUCUGGACAGAAGGAGUGAUAAAAGAACAGAUUCCAAGUGGCUAAGCAAAAAACAAAGCCAUCCAACUACAGUAUACAUCCUCUUCUCAAAUCUAAGUCCUUUGGUUACUUUGGGUGGGGGAAUAGAGAGCUCCCAGCAGCCAGAAGUAAAGCUUUGCAGGCUGUACCACAAGGAUGUGGAGCAGUGCAUGAAGCAAACUGAAGAAGGCACCUUGAUUUUUCUUGGAGUUGAACUUCAGUUCCACAUGAAGCUGCUGGCUGCUUGCAAUGGAAGAGCUCUGCAAGAAGAUGAAGAGGAUGGGUUAGUUGCUUGGUUUGCUCUUAGUGUAGAUUCUGCUUCUGCUGAGAAACUUAAACAGGAGCAUGAGGACUGUUACUUUCUUCACCCACCAAUGCCAGCACUACUGCAGCUACCUGAAAAAGAAGCUGGAGUAGUAGCCCAGGCUAGAUCUGUUCUAGCAUGGCACAACCGCUACCGAUUCUGCCCAACAUGUGGGAGUGCAACCAAGAUUGAAGAAGGGGGUUACAAGAAAACUUGCUUAAAAGAAGAUUGUCCCAGCCUCCAAGGUGUUCACAACACAUCAUAUCCAAGAGUUGAUCCCGUUGUGAUAAUGCAAGUCAUCCAUCCAGAUGGAAACCACUGCCUUUUAGGUAGACAGAAGAGGUUUCCCCCAGGAAUGUUUACUUGUCUUGCUGGAUUUGUAGAACCUGGUGAAACAAUAGAAGAUGCUGUUCGAAGAGAAGUAGAAGAGGAGGCUGGAGUCAAAGUUGGCCAUGUUCAGUAUGUCUCUUGUCAGCCAUGGCCGAUGCCCUCCUCCCUAAUGAUUGGCUGCUUAGCUGUUGCAGUGUCUACAGAAAUUAAAGUUGACAAGAAUGAAAUAGAGGAUGCCCGCUGGUUCACUAGAGAACAGGUUUUUUCAGAUCUGAGUUAGAGCUGAACAACAACCCAGUGAUUAUCCCAAACAAGCAAGCAACAAGCAGUGCAUAUCAAACUUUAAAGCAAGAAGCAUUUCUGACAGACUUGGAACAGUGGACAAAUCAUUACAUUGCUUCAUUCUCUCCCUUGUUUCAGCUAUACCUACAAAUGAAGAAAAUCAGGUUAUCUGUUGAGCCAUCUGGAAAUGAGAAGGAAGCAAUACACUGCUUCCCUUAAAAAUUGCUUCUGCAGAGAAGCGAGAGGUAUGAAAAGCUGUCAUGGACUACAGCUACCAGCAGGAUCACAUGUUGUCAGUGGUAUUAAUCUUUAAAAAAAUACUGUGGGACAGAAGGAAGCCUAGUUGCAGGUUGUUUAUACAAGUAAAGGAGAACAUCGGACAGUAUGCGAACAGUGGUGGAAGCUAAGCAAUGGAAGGAAUUUUUAACUAGUCAUAUGAUGAUUACACAUUAAGAAAGAUGAAUAUGGAAGGAAUGAGGAGCAGUUGGAAGAGAGAGGAUAAAGCAAAGAACAAAUAUAGGUAGCAUAAAGAUAAAUAAUUUAUCACAUUAAGGUAACUAAAAAUACAUGUAUAAGACCCCCCCAAUACUAGUUUUUCAUGUAGGAAAUUAUGGUGGGUUGCUAUAGAGAUGGGUUUGUAACUGUGAAACUCAGGAGAAAGUAUCCAUAACCAAUACUGAUAUCAAGAAUCAGACUAUUUUUUUAAUUGAAAAUCUGUAUAAACAAUAUAUAUCUGCAAUUACAAUGCUAAUAAAUAAUUUGAAAAAUUUCAUUUUACUGCAUGAAAAAAGCAGAAAAAGGAUAGUUUCAAAAAUAAAACACUUCAAUAAUCUCUGAGUUUGAGAGUAAUAUUUUAAUGAUCUUUCAGUUCUAGUAACUUCUGGUGUUGCAGCAAAUUUUAAUAUAAAUACAUUUUCAAAAGCUAAACCCAACAGUCCUUUUUAAGCUUUCUUUUCUUUUUUCCCUCCCCAACAGAUGAACCAUUCACAGAGAAGAUGAUAAACACCCCUUGUUUAAGAAAACUAAUUUCAUAAUUUUAAUCUCUUAUUUAAAGUGAAACUUUUCCUGGCUUUUUAUUGCUUAAUUUGACCUUUGUUUGUAGGUCACAGAAUUGAGUUUUGGUUUGAAAAUACCUAUGCAUAGAAAUUUUCUGAAGGAUAGUUAUUGUUUGCAGAUUACAUAUAAAAUAUCUCAUUGAAGAGCCAAAUGCUGUAUUUAUUUAGCAACUAAGGCAAUUUAGAAAAAUGCCAAAUUAAAUUUAGCAACAAUUAAACAGUGUAGUGAUUCUGACUGGAAUAUGGUCAGGGCAACACUUCCAUAAGAUUUGGGUCUUAUCCAAAAGACUGCAGCUUUGCAAGCAGGUUAUUUCUUGCCACUAAGUUAAUGCAGUACAUUAAGAAAAUGGUAUUCCUUAAACCACUAAAAAUAGGGGGGUUGUUCACACUGUGUAAUAAUGAUCUCUCACUCUCUUCUCCAUUGCUUCUACAAUGGUACCAGAACAAAAAGAGUACUCAUUACACGUAGAUGUGCAAGGCAGAAAAUUCUGGAGAUGCCUUUUCUCCCAAUUUGCCUGUACACUAAUGAGAAUUAACUUCUAUUCAGUAUAUAAUUUGUAGAUAUUCUGUAUUUUAUCUGUUUUUUAAAUUAUAAUAAUUUACAAAUAAUAGA